AUGUCUCCCGAUGUGAGCGCCUCCUCCAUUGCCUAUAUUUGGUCUGACUCGUCCCUUACUGAUUGCCUUGCAGCUUCACGGCCCCGCAGCGCAACGAGAGGUCCCUUAGACGCCUCAGAUGACCCUCUGGCUGCCUCCGGAUUACCCACCUCGCCUAUCAAAGACGCAUCAAUUGCUACCAGCGAUAUGUUUUCAGGCGCAUCUUUCCAUGAGUUAGAUACGCUCACGCCAGAUGACCUACCUGAAAUCCUAGGGAAAGACCUCUCGUUUCUUCUCCGGCAUAACGUCUUCCAUACACUCUCUCAUCUCGAUAUCCCUCCAGCGCUGCGCACCGAAUUCCUUAUCCUCAACCCAGGGGAACCCUUGUCAACUUCUCUGGGCACUCUGGAAAGGCUUUUAGCCGAGGGCCGAUUCCUAGUCGCAGCUCAUUUUUCGGCUUCCAUUUUAACCUCAUCUUUAAUAUCCCCGACAGAUACCAAAUUGAUAUUCUCGCUGUUCUACACGCGCCUCGCUUGCUUGGAGCUGUCGGGCAACACAGUUCUGGCGGCGCAGGAAUCGAAAGCCCUGGAAGAUUUGAGCUCCGCAUUCUACUAUAUCGAUCUUAAUAUUGAGGAGUCUGCAGCGAAUGACGAUAAAGAUCCUGAACAUGAAACUGCUCACGCCCAAUAUCCUCGCCACAUUGUUCCUUGGCCGCUUCGCGUUCUGGCUGUGAGACUCCAGAGCAUCGGUUUCGGUGAUCCUCGCAGGAGUAUUGGAGGUCUGUAUGAGAUUGGGCUGGAAGCCCGCCGGGAGGUCAUGAGAAGUGGGGCUAGCGAAGCUGAGCGGGAACUAUGGAGACAGAGAUUGGCAGAUCUUGGGAUAAGGAGCGUGAAUGCGCUUGUUGAGAUGGGCGAUCUCGAUGCAGCGAGACGGGCACUCGAUGGCCUUCGGGUGGACGGGCCAGAGACGGAUAUUACAAAGUUGAGGAAAGCACUUUUGCUGCUGCGCAUUGGUGAUUUGGACGCAGCUAGCCAGGUCUUUGGUAAUGCCUCCGAGGCCAAGGAGGCGGCUUUGCUGAAGCCUCUAAUCAGCAUGUCAGAUGGCCGCUAUACCGAUGCAGUGGCUGAAUGGCGUGUCCUUGCAGAGGAUGGUACCAGGACAGAUGGGGCUCUGGUAGCCCAGAAUUUGGCUGUGUGUCUUCUGUACAUCGGACAGCUGGAUGAGGCUCGUCAAAUCCUUGAGGCCCAGGUCUCAUCCAACCAUUCCUUCGGUAGUUUGAUUUUCAAUCUGUCGACUGUCUAUGAGCUUUGUUCCGACAAUGCACCUCACAUGAAGGGGCGGCUGGCUGAGACUAUAUCGAAACAACCUGUCCUGGGGCAGACUAAUCUAGAUCGCCCAAACUCGGAUCUGAAAUUAUAA
Messenger RNA from Penicillium bovifimosum, 1398 nucleotides. RefSeq lists its product as uncharacterized. The record is from RefSeq and is a predicted model, not a curated record. NCBI's taxonomy places the organism in Eukaryota, Fungi, Ascomycota, Eurotiomycetes, Eurotiales, Aspergillaceae. Bases 1 to 1398 code for a protein of 465 amino acids. Gene Ontology annotation, molecular function: protein binding. The transcript is spliced from 3 exons. Gene Ontology annotation, cellular component: Golgi apparatus; TRAPP complex.